CGUCGAGACCUGUUCGUCCCUCCUCCUACGCUCCAAUCAGCUAGCGAGCUACCGAGCCUGUAGUUAGCUGAAUUAUAGUUUUUUUUUUAUAGCAACAAGAAAUAAAAAGCACCAUGGCUUCUCGAGCUGGUCCAAGAGCAGAGGGCACAGAUGGCAGCGACUUUCAGCACCGGGAGCGGGUCGCCUCUCACUACCAGAUGAGUGUAGCGUUGAAGUCUGAAAUCCGUAAACUCAACAUUGUUCAUCUGCUGCUCUGGGCGCUGAUGGCUGCUCAGGUGACUGUGAGCCAACUGAGUCUCGUCUCUCACAAAGUGGUAGCCUCUCCAUACCAGUGGGAGUACCCCUACCUCCUGAGCAUAGUCCCUACAGUCUUCAGCUUCCUGGCGUUGCCUCGUAACAAUAUCAGCUACCUGGUCAUCUCCAUGAUCAGCGCCGGGCUCUUCUGCGUGGCGCCGCUCAUCUACGGCGGCAUGGAGAUGUUCCCCGUGGCGCAGCAGCUUUACCGCCACGGCAAAGCGUACCGCUUCAUUUUCGGCUUCUCCGCCGUGUCGGUGAUGUACCUCGUGAUCAUCAUCGCUGUGCAAGUGCACGCCUGGCAGAUUUAUUACAGCAAGAAGCUGCUGGACCAGUGGUUCACCAGCACACAGGAGAAGAAGAAGAAAUAAACUCGCAUGACGUAGCAGUUUGGACAAAGAGAGCUGUCUGAACCAGCUGAGAGAAAACUUUUUCUAUAUUUAUAUUCGUCAGUGAUGAUUUCAUGGUUUGGACAGUUACGGUUGCCUUCGCUCUGUACGCGAGUUUUCCUUCCAUUUCAUCAUGAAUGGCUAUGUUUUGGUUUGAGCCUCAUAUGUUUUGGGUGCAAACUGUAAACUGAGCAAGGAAACGGGAACGACUGAGAUUUACGUGUAUCAAAUUAAAUUCAGAAUCAAU
This is a messenger RNA of Nematolebias whitei (Rio pearlfish), 930 nucleotides long. RefSeq names its product protein jagunal homolog 1-B. Gene Ontology annotation, cellular component: endoplasmic reticulum membrane. Bases 114 to 665 code for a protein of 183 amino acids. The record is from RefSeq and is a predicted model, not a curated record. Gene Ontology annotation, biological process: vesicle-mediated transport; granulocyte colony-stimulating factor signaling pathway; endoplasmic reticulum organization. The transcript is spliced from 4 exons. Lineage: Eukaryota; Metazoa; Chordata; Actinopteri; Cyprinodontiformes; Rivulidae.